CUUUUUCUUUAAAAACCCUUCCCCUCUCCGCUCCAAUCUCUCUCCCCGAAUAACCCUCCCCCUUUUCAGCGUCUCUCUCUCUCUCGUCUCAACCGCUAAUAAAACAAUUAUUCUCUCUCUCCUCUCUUUUUAUCCUCAUUGGACCCAACCACACUCCCCAAACAGCUCUCUCUCUCUCUCUCUCUCUCUCUACAUCCCUUUACUUUCUCUCCUCUCAUCUUCCUCCGAAUUCCAAUGCCGAAAUCCAACAAAAUCCGCCACAUCGUCAGAAUCCAGCAAAUGCUCAAGCAAUGGCGCAGGAAAGCCCGAGCCAACGCCUCUUCAUCCUCCUCCGCCUCCUCGUCCUCGAGCUCAUCGCCGUCGCUCUCACCGUCGAGACCCGCCGCGGCGGCGCCAUCCGACGUCCCGGCCGGCCACGUCGCCGUCUGCGUCGGGGCGAGCUGCCGGAGAUUCGUCGUCCGGGCGACUCACCUGAACCAUCCGAUCUUCAGGCGCGUCCUGGCGCAGGCCGAGGAGGAGUUCGGGUUCGCCAACGCCGGGCCGCUACGGAUCCCCUGCGGGGAGCUGGAGUUCGAGGAGAUUUUGAAAUUGGUGUCGAGAUCCGAUUCGAUCAGGAGGUUUCUGCAUCUGGAGGAGAUUCAGCGGUGCGCUCACUCCUCCUGUGUUGUUCGGAGGAACAACAACAACAACGGGGAGUUCGUCGGAGAUUCGAGGCCUUUGCUCCGUGGUUGAGAUCGUCAGAGGGGAUUUUGGUGGUCAGAUUAGCUAGGGUGCUGACUCGUUGGCUCACUGAGUCGAGAAAGGUGAACUCAGUGGCCGAGUUUAGUUUUUUUUGUUUUUUGUUUGGUAUAAACGGUGUAUUUAGCUUUGUUUAGGUAUCUUCUUGAAUAUUUUUGUCAAGUUUGGGAAGUGAAUUGUGGGAGGAGGAGGUGAAUUUUGAUUAAAUUAUUAUUAUUGUUUAACAAAGUCAGUAACGUAGUAAUUACUUUCCCUCCUUUCUCGCACCCUCGUAAAUUAUACACUAAUAUAAUUUUUGUUAAUCCAAUUACUAUUUAUGCGUUCUUAAUGUAUUUCUUGACCCCUAUAUUCUAGCACAUAAUGGAUGAACUUGAUACACAUUAAUUAUCCCGUAGUCAAGUUUCUAACUUGAUCAUUUUUAUUUUAUCCAAUUACUGAUUAUGCGUUCUUCAAUAAAUUUUCCUCGAAAUGAUACAAAGUGUAAUCAAAUUUGAAAAUAUGUCGUACCAACCUCGUAUCUCGUCAAUGGAGCAUUCUAUGUGUGGCAAAAUACUACUUCCUCCGUCGUUUUAUGAGUCUUUUUAAAAAACUUUCAAGUUCAAGUACAAUGAUCUAGUUUUAGGAUAACGAUGUUGAAAGAAGGCGAGAUUCUCUCCAGCUAUCCAUAUUCGAAAGUAUUGCCUUAAUUUCUACAACCUGGAGGUUUGAAAGAUUCAUAGUUGAAAGUAAAUAAUUCUAGUUUACUCCUUACUCCUUCAAUUUCUUAUGAAUGAAUAAAUCAACAUUUAACUUCUUUGAAAUUUCGGUCAAUUUCUUGUAAAUGAAACGAAACGUUACAAGAUGAUAUCAGAUUGAACGUCAUAAUGGGUGGGAGGACCAAAUUAACUAGCCAAUUGGCACAGGUCCCACCAUAAAAAUGGCAUAAUCAUAGACAUGCAUAACAUAACAAAACCUGAGAAACCUCUUGUAGUCUUAAGUACAAUUGUAAGAAUCCAGAAACCAUAUAUGACUAAUUAUAUGCAACUAUAUAUGUUGUCCAUUGUCCUAGCAAAAAUCCAGAAAAAUGUUCCUCCAUUUCACUUGAGCCAUGCAAAUGCGCCAAACCAGCGCAUGUAAAGCCCAAAACCAUACGUAACAAACUGUGCAUUUGGAGGCAUUCACCACCCGAGGGACAUAGAACGGUAUUCUGUCCACUUAUUCCGACGUAACCAGGGGCGGACGCACGGUGACACCCUAAAUUUUGGGAAAACGAUUAUUCAACCCACGAUACAAAUUUACGUAUGGAUAAAAAAUUUAUAAUUGAUAGUGAGCGACACCCCUGAAAUUUGAAAAAAAAUGAUUAUUCUAAUAUCAUUUUUUAAAUUUGUGUAUGAGAAUAUAAGUGGUAGGUUGGGUAAUUCAAACCUAGAGCACUAUUAUUAUUAACAAACUUAAUUUACAUUAAACUACAACUCAUUUGUUGUUUAAUUUUGAACACUGUAUCAUCGUAAAAUGUCAUUCCCUAUUUCUAAUUAUUUUCAAAACCUAGCAAUUAAACUAAUUUCAACUUACCCUUAAUUUGUAUUGAUUUUAUGGUUGUACGACAAGUAUUGAAAGAUUCUUUCAGUUUUGGGUUACAUCAAGCACAAGUUUACAAAUCGAAUAUGCGAUAAGUUCGUGAAUGAUUGUCUAGUAGGGUAUAUAGAUACAAUUGUUUUUAACACUGUAGACACCAAGUGUAUUCUACAAUUAUUUCAGAAUAUGAGAACACAUAAUGGACAUUUCAAACCUGUACGUGUAAAGUAUUUUUCUAAUUUACAAUUUUAUUUUAUUAAUUAUUUUAUUUUUAUUUUUAUUAAAUUUAUUUGUUAAAAGAUGACACCCCUAUGAAAAAUUUCUGGGUCCGCCACUGAACGUAACAUAAUAAGUUCAUGAGCUUAGUUGUUUUAUUUUACCAUCGAACAAACCACAUAAAUUACUGGUUGACAA
Messenger RNA from Linum trigynum, 2706 nucleotides. The record is from the annotation of a GenBank genome assembly. NCBI's taxonomy places the organism in Eukaryota, Viridiplantae, Streptophyta, Magnoliopsida, Malpighiales, Linaceae.